Messenger RNA from Solanum tuberosum (potato), 2284 nucleotides. RefSeq lists its product as uncharacterized. Lineage: Eukaryota; Viridiplantae; Streptophyta; Magnoliopsida; Solanales; Solanaceae. The record is from RefSeq and is a predicted model, not a curated record. The coding region runs from base 89 to 1336 and encodes 415 amino acids. The transcript is spliced from 2 exons.
GAAAGAAUCGUUCUGUAACGCAGAUAGAAAAUUGUUCAAUUCUGUUGGAAGAACUGGUCAAAUUCUCUGAAUAUUCUCUGUUGUUACAAUGACAGUGGAAGCAGGACAAUCUACACAGGCUCAAUCUGUUCAAUCUGGUCAAAAAACUGGUAUCGACUACAAUCAUCCUUUGUUUCUUUCUCAAUCUGAUGUAAGUGGUACACAAAUUAUUUCGUUCCAACUAGCAGGGGUUGAAAAUUACUCAAUCUGGUAUAGAUCCAUGAGGGUAGCCUUGCUUGGAAGGAACAAAUUAGGAUUAGUUGAUGGUUCCUGCAAGAAAGAAGUAUUUCCAGAGGAGAUGGGGAAUCACUGGGAAAGAGUGAAUGCAGUAGUAUUGUCUUGGCUGAUGAACUCAGUAGAAAAAGGGUUGUUGGGAGGUAUAAUGUAUGCUUCUAAUGCCCAAGAAGUAUGGGAGGAACUAUUCGAAAGAUUCAACAAGAUUGAUGGUUCAAGAACGUACAAUUUACACAAGGAAAUUGCUACAUUGAGUCAAGGUACUGCUACAGUUUCUGCAUACUUUUCUAGGUUGAAAAACUUGUGGGAAGAAUUUGAAGCUCUUGUUCCUAGUCCCGGUUGUAACUGUGAAAAAUCAAAAGACUUUGUAAUACAUCUUCGGAAGUUGAAAUUGUUUCAGUUUCUCAUGGGACUAAACGACUCUUAUAAUCAAGCAAGAAGUCAGAUCUUGCUUAUGAGUCCUAUGCCAACUGUUAAUCAGGCAUAUGGAAUGGUUAUGAGUGAUGAGGGACAAAGGUCUAUAGUAGCGAAUUCUGGAAUCUUGGGUGCAAAUCCUGCUUCAAGUGGUAGUAAUUUUGAUAUGGCCAUGUUUACCAGAAAUGGUUCUACAAGAUACAAGAAAAAUUUCAAUGUACAAUGUGAGUUCUGUAAAAUGAAAGGACAUACCAAAGAAGUGUGUUACAAGUUGGUGGGAUACCCAUCAGAUUAUAACAAGUUUAGAAAGAAAGAAGGACAGACAAGGAGUAAUGGUUAUAACACAAGUGCAAGGGCUCAUAAUGUGAUCAUUGAUAGUCAUUUUCAAGAAUCAGAACAAUGUGAUAUGAUGGGUGAUACAAGUGAGAAUGUAGCAGAAGGAACUAUGUCAGAUUACAAAGGCAAAAGUAUGGAAUCUUCUUCACAAAACAGAAAGACUGAGAUGGGGUUGUAUCCAUUUACUAAGGAGCAAUAUAAUCAGAUUGUUCAUCUGUUGAAGAAUAUUGGAGACAACAGUGCUGCUACAAACCCUGUGUCUUCAGCAAAUUUAGCAGGAUCUCUCCAAUGGAAUGGUGAGGGAGAUUGGUAAAGAGGAGAAUGGCUUGUAUAUUCUGACAGGAAGUUCAAAAAUACUGCAGUCUCAAAGCAAUGGUUGUGUUUGUACUGUGAAAGGAAGUAUGCAUUAGAGCUGAUUUCUGAAACAGGUCUAGGGGCGGCAAAACCUGCUAUGACUUCUAUGGAUGCAAAUGUGAAGUUAACAUCAAAGGAAUAUGAUGAGUGUGUGCUCAAAACUCAAGCAGAACCUAUGGCUGAUCAAGGCUCUUAUCAGAAACUCAUAGGAAAACUUUUGUACAUCACUAUGACCAGACCUGAUAUUUCAUUUUGUGUACAGACCUUGAGUCAGUUCUUACAAGCUCCUAAACAGUCUCAUAUGGAAGCAGCAAUUAGGAUAGUUAGAUAUCUGAAAAAAGAGCCAGGGCAGGGAGUUUUACUAUCGAGCAAUAAGAACAUUGAUAUAUCAGCUUAUUGUGAUACAGAUUGGGCUGCUUGUCCUAACUCUAGAAGGUCUGUAACAGGAUAUGUAGUGAAGCUUGGUGACUCUCCUAUCAUAUGGAAGUCUAAAAAACAAACAACCGUCUCCAAGAGUUCAGCAGAAGCUGAAUACAGAAGCUUGGCCUCAACAGUAGCAGAGUUGAUAUGGAUAAUUGGGUUAAUAAAAGAACUUGGUGUGGAGGUUACUCUUCCAGUUAAGGUGUAUAGUGACAGUAAAGCUGCGAUACAAAUAGCUGCAAAUCCAGUGUAUCAUGAAAGGACUAAACACAUUGAGAUAGAUUGUCAUUUCAUUAGAGAAAAGGUUAUGCAAGGAAUGGUUUCUACCAACUAUAUUCCUACAAAUGAACAACCUGCAGAUGUGUUAACUAAAAGCUUGCCCAGAGUUCAACAUGAAGUUUUGAGUUCCAAGUUAGGUAUUCAAAACAUUUUUAGAGUACCUAACUUGAGGGGGAGUAUUGAAGGAUUCACUUAGAUAGCUAGGUGA